This is a messenger RNA of Monoraphidium neglectum, 411 nucleotides long. RefSeq lists its product as hypothetical. Bases 1 to 411 code for a protein of 136 amino acids. Lineage: Eukaryota; Viridiplantae; Chlorophyta; Chlorophyceae; Sphaeropleales; Selenastraceae. Gene Ontology annotation, molecular function: iron ion binding. The transcript is spliced from 3 exons. The record is from RefSeq and is a predicted model, not a curated record.
AUGCAGGCGCUCGCGCAGCAAACAAGGACGGUGGCGCCUGGCCGGCAGCGGACUGUCGCAGUGGCGGCGCGUAAAGCUGCUGGCAAGACCGCAGCGAAGACCACAAGGGCGGCCCCCAAGCAGGCUGCCAAAGGCGCCGCGUACAUCUGCUUGGACUGCGGUUGGGUUUACAGCGGCCAGGACGGACCUUUUGAAAAGCUGCCGCGCAAUUACAAGUGCCCUGUCUGCCUGAGCCCCAAGAGCCGCUUCGUGCCCAAGGACCAGCCCAAGAGGAGCUCCGCCAUCCGCCGCGCUGAGGGAGACGGCGUGGUCGGCGAGGAGGACAAGAGCCUCCUGCUGGCUGCGGCCGGCGGCGCGGCGGUGCUGCUGGGGCUGCUGUACUUCGUGCUCAACUCGCAGGUGUCGCCAUGA